Molecule: messenger RNA, 887 nt
Organism: Trichogramma pretiosum
Lineage: Eukaryota; Metazoa; Arthropoda; Insecta; Hymenoptera; Trichogrammatidae
Product: zinc finger C4H2 domain-containing protein
Exons: 5
Coding region: 1-741 (246 amino acids)
Biological process (GO): positive regulation of neuron differentiation
Cellular component (GO): nucleus
Source: RefSeq, a predicted model, not a curated record
AUGGCACUACCAGAAGGCACGAUUCUUUUUGCCAAGCUCGAAGCUCUGAAAGAUAUCAGAUCUAAAACCAUUCAGUUGGACAAAAUUAAGCAAAGAAUUUUUCAAGAGGUUGAGCUUACUGAGCAAGAAGAAAAAUGCUUAAUGGAGUAUAAGCAGGAAAUGGAUUUGCUUAUGCAGGAAAAGAUGGCUCAUGUUGAAGAACUAAGACAAAUUCAUGCUGACAUAAAUGCAAUGGAGUCUGUUAUAAAGCAUGCCGAAGAAGCAAGAAAUCGUGCUAGGGAAUCAGCUAAAAUCAUUCAUAAUAAUGACUAUCAGCCCUUAAAACAUGAUAUUGAUAGAAUGAGAAGAGAUUAUUUGGGAUUAGAAAGAUUGCCUGAACUUUAUGAAAUAGAAUCGGAUAUUACUCCAGAUUAUUUUGAUCGAGCAGUACAAAAGACAGACUGGCGGGUGGAUGUGCGAGGGGAUGACUUACUUCCUCCUUUAAAUCUUCAUCCACAUCCUGGAAAUAAUGCAUUUUUAGCUCCCCAACCUUUACAAGGUUCUAGCAAAACCGAACCAAGGCCACUUCCACCUGCACCUGGUCCACCAGCGCCAACAUUCAGGUAUUCAAUGCAACAACCACCACCUAUGAAAUCAUGUCUUUCUUGCCAUCAACAAAUACACAGAAAUGCACCAAUAUGUCCCUUAUGCAAGGCCAAGUCUCGAUCUCGUAAUCCUAAGAAACCAAAAAAGAAAGAUUAGAAAAAAAUUACUUAAAAGAUUUAUUUAAUCAUUCAUUUAAUGGUUCAUAUUAAUCGCAUAGUACUUAAAAUAUAAUCUAAAAAUAUUGAUUCUAGUAAAAGAAUCAAUAUAUUUCAUAAAUUGAAUUUUAGCUCAAUUUAUAAACA